AUGAGCUUCGAGACGACAUCGCCCAACAUCUGGGUGCUCUCCUUCCACAACUUCCUCAACCAGUGGCAGAGCUCCGACCGCGUCCUGCUGAUCGCCAAAUGGCUCUUUUAUUGCGUAAUGUUCACCUUUCCCUUUGCCCUGCCGAUCGCAUAUCGACAUCUGGCGCUGCCCGAGGAAAUAGUGGAGAUCAGGAACGAAGAGGUUGAGGGUUACGAUCCUAAAGAUUACGACAGCUUUUUGUGCUUCGUUACAACGAUAUCUGGACUCUGGACUCUGGCGCUUGGAAAUGUGUAUCGAUGGCCAGUCCCAGUGGAUCUCGACGGGGGUCAGACUUUCCACAACGGGGGCACGGUUUACGGACCGGAACGAGCUUAG
This is a messenger RNA of Glarea lozoyensis ATCC 20868, 375 nucleotides long. RefSeq lists its product as uncharacterized. The coding region runs from base 1 to 375 and encodes 124 amino acids. The record is from RefSeq and is a predicted model, not a curated record. Lineage: Eukaryota; Fungi; Ascomycota; Leotiomycetes; Helotiales; Helotiaceae. The transcript has 2 exons.